Molecule: messenger RNA, 561 nt
Organism: Recurvomyces mirabilis
Lineage: Eukaryota; Fungi; Ascomycota; Dothideomycetes; Mycosphaerellales; Teratosphaeriaceae
Gene: MNP1
Product: 54S ribosomal protein L12, mitochondrial
Exons: 2
Coding region: 1-561 (186 amino acids)
Biological process (GO): translation
Cellular component (GO): ribosome; mitochondrial large ribosomal subunit
Molecular function (GO): mRNA binding; structural constituent of ribosome
Source: RefSeq, a predicted model, not a curated record
AUGUCUCUUACUUGCCGAUAUGCCGCGCGGCAAUGCGCUCGAACGCUUCGAUCAACCCAAUCAACGACACGAUGCACAGCAGCCUUGACGACUCGAAGACGAAAGCAAGUGAUAAGUCGAUGGCAGUCUACAGAAGCUACGGCAGCAUCAUCGAAUCCUAAGAUUGCUACGAUAGUGGAUCAAAUAGGGCAAUUGACGUUAUUGGAGACGGCCGAUCUUGUCUCGAGCUUGAAGUCACGACUGAACAUUCCCGAUAUGCCCGUGGGUGGCUUUGCCGCCGCCGGUGCUCCAGCAGCAGCCGCACCAGUUGAGGAGCCGGAAGAGGUAGCCCCUGCGAAGGAGGAGAAGACACUAUUCAACCUUAAGCUGGAAUCUUUCGAGGCUGGAUCGAAGCCGAAGGUGAUUAAGGAGGUCAAGGCUAUGCUAGGUUUGAGUUUGGUGGAUAGCAAGAAGUUCGUGGAGAGCGCUCCCAAGGUCAUGAAGGAGGGCGUGCCGAAGGAGGAGGCGGAGAAGAUGAUUGAGACUAUGAAGGCACUUGGUGCUGUUGUCAAGAUGGAGUAG